AUCUAUGUCGCUGUCACCUCCGUAAACUUGGCUGACCGAUUUGACCGAUUUUGGAAUUUGGCGAAUUUGGAUUCUUAACUUUUUUUUAAAUGCAUAUAGUCGGAAGUUUGUCGGAAAUUAGUUAAUUAAGAAAAUCAAAAACAAAAGUCCGUGUGAAGUUGGCCAAAUUUUUUUCAAUUUUCAAAAAUAUCCCAAUAGAAAAUAUCCUCAAUCAAAAAUAUCCCUAAUCGAAAAUAUCCCCGAUUGAAUUAAAAUAUUCCCAUACGAUGAUUCAUCACAUCCCCCUAUCACAGCGUCACGCGGUGGUAGCAAUGAGAAAAAAAAGCUUGGACAUUAAAAGGCCCACGUGUUGCCUAUGCAAUGCUACAGUCGUUUCCAGACCUGUAUGUACGACCGUGCCACCACCUAAAAAUCCAAACGUCAUAAUAUCAUGAAACAUUAGAGCCGGUAACUCGUAAAACAAACAACAAAAAAAUCCUCAAACGUCAUACCGACUUUCAUCAUUAUAUUUAUGAAAAAUGAGCUCCUCGAGUUCAGUCACGAACACAUCAGGUGUAAUUUCCGAGAAUCAUGAAUUCAUCGUACCUAGAAAAGCAAUCAAAGUUCCGGAGGACAUGGUCGCUUGGCAAAAAUCCGAGGCGUAUUUCGAAUAUUUGGGAUUUGUUAUGGCAUUGAACGAUGCGGUUCAAGGAAAACCACUGGAUGUGGAAUGUUCGCAAUCUCCGGCGGUGGUCAAAACCAUUGCCAUGUUAAAUAAACUCGACGAAUGGAUAAGACAAAUUCCACCAACUGAGCAGCCACAGCGCUUUGGUAAUAAAUCCUUUCGUGUGUGGAACGAAAAAUUAACGGAGACAGCAGUCGAAGAACUGAAACAAGUAUUGCCAGGAGAUUUGCACAGAGCGAUUCCAGAAAUCUCUCAAUAUUGGUGUGAAGGUUUUGGCAAUGCAACUCGCAUUGACUAUGGCACCGGUCAUGAAAUGGCAUUUAUCAUGUUCCUGUGCUGCAUGUUUAAAAUAGGUGCUUACAAAGCGGAUGAUAAGGUCGCAGUUGGUACCAAAGUAUUUGACAGGUACUUAACACUUGUGAGAAGAUUACAACUGGUUUAUAGAAUGGAACCAGCCGGUAGCCAUGGCGUAUGGAGUUUGGAUGAUUAUCAGUUUGUGCCAUUCAUUUGGGGGAGUUCACAACUCAUUGGCCAUCCACGAUUAGAGCCCCGUCAUUUUGUCAGUCCCGACACGAUUGAGAUGUACGCUAAGCAAUACAUGUUUCUAGCCAGUAUAGAAUUCAUAUGCAAAGUUAAAAUUGGUCCAUUUGCUGAACAUUCAAAUCAACUUUGGAACGUUAGUGCAGUCUCUUCGUGGUCGAAAGUCAACACUGGAUUGAUCAAAAUGUACAAGGUCGAAGUCCUCAACAAAUUUCCGGUGAUUCAGCAUGUACUUUUUGGCUCAUUAUUCUCGAUGAAACCUGCACCCAGUGGCGUGAUUGCACGAGGAAAUCGUCCCACGCAUGCACCGCCAAUGCCACCGAAAUUACAGUAGCUCAGCGCUUAGUCAAGAUACAAAACAAUGAAUUUUAUUAUUAUUAUUAUUAUUAUUUCAUAAAAGACCUCAAAACGGUCCGUGCCUAGGAACGAUUUAGGGUUCUCGAAUAUUCGUCCGAGAUUAGAACAAUCCUAACGUUUGAGAUUUAGUUUGAUAUGUGACUUCAAAAAAGUACAAAUUAAUCGAUAGAACGAUUGAAAAUAAUAAUGCUGUAUCAUAAAAUGAGCCGAAAUGUGAAAACCUGUUCAGCCGCAGGUCCAGUGUACUGAACCUGUUGAAUAAUCUUGUAUUUUAUAAAAUAUACCAAACACAAAAUAA
This is a messenger RNA of Venturia canescens, 1859 nucleotides long. Its product is annotated as serine/threonine-protein phosphatase 2A activator-like. Gene Ontology annotation, cellular component: cytoplasm; nucleus; protein phosphatase type 2A complex. NCBI's taxonomy places the organism in Eukaryota, Metazoa, Arthropoda, Insecta, Hymenoptera, Ichneumonidae. Gene Ontology annotation, biological process: mitotic spindle organization. Gene Ontology annotation, molecular function: peptidyl-prolyl cis-trans isomerase activity; protein tyrosine phosphatase activator activity. The transcript has 7 exons. The record is from RefSeq and is a predicted model, not a curated record. Bases 519 to 1538 code for a protein of 339 amino acids.